CAUCACUUCCUCCGCGUCCUGCCGUUUCUCAAGCGCUGUGUUGGCUGAGCUUCAAUGCAGUCAGACCAUGAUUCCCAUUCGAGAGAGAGAGAGAGCAUGAAGACCCUGGCAUUGAUCAGAGGACCCAGAUUCUCGUGUGCGGGAUUAAAUGCGUGAUUUCCACCCCUUGCGAGGACGUUUUUUCCAUCCUUUUGAGAAGCGCUGAAUAUUCGCUGUGUUUUCUGGAGGUUUUGCUUGUUGGCGUCAGUUUCCGCAUAUUUAAUUCCUUCGGACGGUUUUUAUCCCUGUUCUCACGGAUUUAAGGGUUUUCCACCUUUUUCAUGCCGAUCUGAAGGCGACUCGUUCUGACUGGAAUUAAAUCAGGAUUGAGUUGUGUUUCUGAGACAUGGCCGGCUCCGUCUCCGUCGACUCGAGGGCUGAAGCAGCCCAACACCAGCAGCAGAAGGAGCUGGUCUGAGGACGAACAGAUCUGCAGUCACACAUUUGUGAGGAUUACUCCUCUGACAUGCUUCGUGUGAGAAUGAUCCUUCGGGUCAUCUCUGUGGUUUGGGGAUUGUCGCUCGUCGUUUGUCAGCAAGCACAGUUCACCACCGUCAGCACAAACUACGGGAAGCUGCGUGGCUUGCGUGUGGCUCUGGCCAGUGAGAUCCUGGGCCCCGUGGAGCAGUAUCUGGGCGUCCCGUAUGCGAUGGCCCCGACUGGAGAGCGGCGGUUUCAGGCCCCGGAGCCGCCGGCGUCGUGGCCCGGCAUCAGGAACGCCACACAGUUCGCUCCGGUGUGUCCGCAGUAUCUGGAGGACCGGCUGCUGCUCACAGACAUGUUACCGGUGUGGUUUACCGCAAACCUGGACACGGUCGCGACGUACGUACACGAGCAGAGCGAAGACUGUCUGUUCCUCAACAUCUACGUGCCCACGGAGGAAGAAGCACAUGAAGACACGGGCUUGAAGCCGGUCAUGGUUUACAUUCACGGCGGCUCAUACGUGGAGGGAACGGGGAACAUGAUGGACGGCAGCGUCCUGGCCAGCUACGGUCACGUGAUCGUCGUGACCGUAAACUACCGGCUCGGGGUGCUGGGUUUCCUCAGCACUGGUGAUCAAGCAGCCAAAGGGAACUACGGUCUGCUGGAUCAGAUCCAGGCUCUGCGCUGGGUGAAGGAGAACAUUCAGGCUUUCAAUGGCGAUCCGGAGCGAGUGACCAUCUUCGGCUCUGGAGCAGGAGCCUCCUGCGUCAGUCUGCUGACCCUCUCACACUACUCUGAAGAUCUGUUUCAGAAAGCUAUCAUCCAGAGUGGGACGGCUCUCUCCAGCUGGGCCGUCAACUACCAGCCGGCCAAGUACACACGCAUGCUGGCCGAGAAGGUGGGCUGCAACGAAGACGACACUGUCGAGCUGAUCGAGUGCCUCCAAAACAAAAACUACAAGGAGCUGAUUGAGCAGAACAUCACCCCCUCUAAAUACCAUAUCGCCUUCGGACCCGUGAUCGAUGGAGAUGUCAUUCCGGAUGACCCACAGAUCCUCAUGGAACAGGGAGAGUUCCUCAACUAUGAUAUAAUGCUAGGAGUAAACCAGGGUGAAGGCUACAAGUUCGUAGACGGGAUCUUAGACAGCGAGGAUAGAAUAACAAGCAAUGACUUUGAGUUUGCCAUAUCAGAAUUUGUCGACCAUUUGUACGGCUAUCCAGAAGGAAAGGACACCCUGCGGGAAACCAUAAAGUUCAUGUACACAGACUGGGCCGAUAGGGAAAACCCAGAAAUGCGACGAAAAACACUGGUUGCACUUUUCACAGAUCACCAGUGGGUGGCGCCGGCCAUUGCGACGGCAGACCUGCAUGCGCAGUACGGAUCGCCAACAUACUUUUACGCCUUUUAUCACCACUGCCAGAGUGACAUGAAGCCUGCCUGGGCUGAUUCGGCGCACGGAGACGAACUUCCAUACGUUUUCGGCAUCCCCAUGAUCGGCCCCACGGAUCUCUUCAACUGCAACUUCUCCAAGAAUGACAUCAUGUUGAGUGCCGUGGUCAUGACAUACUGGACGAACUUCGCCAAAACUGGGUGA
This is a messenger RNA of Carassius gibelio (silver crucian carp), 2056 nucleotides long. Its product is annotated as neuroligin-4, X-linked-like. Gene Ontology annotation, molecular function: signaling receptor activity; neurexin family protein binding. Gene Ontology annotation, biological process: postsynaptic membrane assembly; chemical synaptic transmission; presynaptic membrane assembly. Bases 506 to 2056 code for a protein of 516 amino acids. The record is from RefSeq and is a predicted model, not a curated record. Gene Ontology annotation, cellular component: synapse; cell surface; postsynaptic specialization membrane. Lineage: Eukaryota; Metazoa; Chordata; Actinopteri; Cypriniformes; Cyprinidae. The transcript is spliced from 5 exons.